CGCGAAAAUCGAUAUAUAUGUGACACCCUUUCAAACAAAAAGACAUAAUCAUAGAUUAUUUCCAAAGCAUCUCGCCUCCCUCCACGAUUACACAAAUACCCAUGUCUAUCUCAAUGAUCCAAGCGCCUCUAUCGCCCCCCAUUGGGCAUAUGCUCACUCUACCCUUCUGCCCGGCUCCAAGUCCACCCAACUCAACGCAGGCAACAAGAGGAUACGAGCAAGCCUCGUCUCUAACAACGAGCGACAGCAAGCAAUCACAUUGCAUCUCCAAUAGCCAUGAGUCGAUGCAGCAAGAACAGUCUGACUCUAUCUCCGUCGCUGAACUCGUAGCUGCGCGGGCUCGGUGUCAACGUGCAUGUCGCCGUUUCAAUAAUGCGGGCGAAGUCUCUCGAAGGCAAAUGUUGGAGCUCUGGAAAGACAUUCUGAACGACCAGACCCCUCUGCCUCCACCUCAAGAGGACCCUCUGGACGAUGAUAUCCAGCUAGAACAUUACCCUUGGAUUGAACCUCCCUUUCGAAUCGACUAUGGACACAACUUGAAAGUGGGGGAGGGGGCCUUUAUCAACUUCGAUGCAGUCAUCAUCGACACCAGUUCAAUAACAAUCGGGGCGCGCACGUUGAUUGGCCCUCGGGUCAGUUUGUACAGCGGCACGCAUUCGUUAGACCCAGUUGAGCGGAAUGGCUUCAAGGGUCCUCAGAUCGGAGAAGAAAUCCACAUUGGAGAGGACUGCUGGCUAGCAGGCAAUGUGACGGUCUUGCCUGGAGUGACUAUCGGGAAGGGGGCAGUUAUUGGAGCCGGCAGUGUGGUCAACAAGGUGAGUUUUGGAAGGGAUUGAUGAGAAUGAAGAGGCCGAACAAUGCUGACGCAAGCUGAUCGUAGGAUGUGCCUGCUUUUCACUUAGCUGUGGGCAAUCCGGCGAGAGUGAUUCGCAAGAUUGAGACUGCCAUGAGCGAGUGAAUCUCCCUCACACUGUGAUUGUUUCCAGACUGUACAGUACUGUACAUUGUCAUUAGUGUGAUUGGGAUCUUAUGGUCAAUGUUGAGCAUUCAGCUGGGACGGGUGUUAUAAGUACUACGGAAUUUGCCACUGUCAGUAGAUGAUUAGACAAUGCAGACUGCAUACCGAGGAAUAGACUAGACGGCACCAGCAUUCCUAGGGACUAAGUGGGGGAUAUGAUAUGUUUUGCGACGAUCGACGGUCUGGUGGGGACCGGUUAAACGGUCCUUCUCCGGG
This is a messenger RNA of Aspergillus aculeatus ATCC 16872, 1234 nucleotides long. RefSeq names its product sugar O-acetyltransferase. Gene Ontology annotation, molecular function: acetyltransferase activity. Lineage: Eukaryota; Fungi; Ascomycota; Eurotiomycetes; Eurotiales; Aspergillaceae. The record is from RefSeq and is a predicted model, not a curated record. The coding region runs from base 102 to 836 and encodes 244 amino acids. The transcript has 2 exons.